Alternaria alternata is the source of this 408-nucleotide messenger RNA. RefSeq names its product galactose-binding like protein. The annotation marks the transcript as partial. Lineage: Eukaryota; Fungi; Ascomycota; Dothideomycetes; Pleosporales; Pleosporaceae. Gene Ontology annotation, biological process: anaphase-promoting complex-dependent catabolic process; protein K11-linked ubiquitination. The transcript has 2 exons. The record is from RefSeq and is a predicted model, not a curated record. Gene Ontology annotation, cellular component: anaphase-promoting complex.
CUCCGGGAAAUAUCUACCUUGGCUUCCUGGACCGUUUCGUCUUCUAAACCGGGUUGUUCGAUACCUCAGCUUCGGCAUCCAAAUACGAAUCUAUUUUGGCAAUCCGAUGGUCCGCAGCCACACUACCUCAAUAUACACUUCUUCAAGCUCGUUCGUAUAGUUGGUCUUAGACUGUACCUAGACUUUGAACAAGAUGAGAGCUAUACGCCGACUAAGAUCAUUUUCUUAGCAGGCAGCGGUUUGAACGAUCUCCAGGAGUGGGGCGAAAUGAGAUUGGAGAGCCCGAGAGGAUGGAUAUGGGCGGACUUUUCCGGUUUGCCAGUUUUGCGCGCUCAUCUCGUGCAGAUCAAGAUAUUAGAGAAUCAUCAGAACGGUAAGGAUACGCAUUUAAGGGGCUUGCAGAUAUUC